AUGUCAUCAACCCAAUCAUCUCAUAUCCACAUCCCAGCAAUCGCAAUACCAUCUUCAACAAAGUCAAUCUUACUUCCUAUAUCAAUCUUAAUAGGUAUAGUAUUCUCAUCUGCAAUACAAACUGAAUUCGCCCAUCAUCUAUCAUCGAAAUUACAAUAUGAUCAACCUUAUUUCACUUUCUAUUUGACCCAUUCAACAUUUUCCUUGAUCUUUCCAAUACAUCUCUUACUACUCAAAUUCUUCAAUCCAUCCAUACCUUCUAUAGCAUAUUUAAACUCGAUCAAAGGUAUUAUCAUUGAUCAACUUGAAAUACCGAAAUCAUCAACAUGGACACAAUUAUCUUCUUUAUGGAACCGAAAGAUUGUUUACCUGACUUCCAUUUUAUCUAUACCUGCUCUGAGUUGGUAUAUAGCAAUGGCCCUUUCACCACCUGUAGAUAUAACUGCCAUUUACUCGACUUCGGCUUUUGCGACUUAUGGAUUUAGUAUGAUACUACUUGGAACUCCUCUUAGUAAAACUACUACACUUAGUAUACUACUGGCUUUCACGGGAGUGGUAGUCAUUAGUAUCGAUGGGCUGACGGAUGGGACUGAAGGGAUGCUGGGGAGAGUCAUAGGUGAUUCUAUCAUGUUGUUUGGUGCGAUCAUACUGGGUCUCUAUGAAGUAAUUUAUAAACUAGCUCUUCCUGAAGGACACGGAGGGAUUGUAUCUACGGCUGCAGAUGAUUAUUCUCCUUUACCAACAUAUCAUUCACCACCUUCCUCGCCACCUUCAGCACCCACACAGCAUACAUCUGGAUCUUCUCAACAUGAGAAUGGUUAUCAUCGCAAUCAGUAUCCACAUAUGGGAACUGAUCCUUCACCCACUCCAAUCGAAUUGACUCCUCCAUUAUCAAGAACAACUUCAAAUGCUAUCUUACUUCCUCAACGCCAUCAUCAUCAUCAAUAUCAAGUAGAAUUACCACCCGCUCUGCAUUCCAACUUUUUGACUUCUUGUAUCGGUAUAGCAACUCUUCUUUUGCUCUGGCCACCUAUCAUAGCUUUGGACUGGACAGGAUACGAACCUUUUCAUUGGCCAAGAGGUGAUCAUGCUUUCGAAAUUUGGUUGAGUCUCAUCGCUGUUUUCAUAGGAGGAACGCUAUACAACGCAGGUUUGAUGGUGUUGAUAGGACUUUGGGGACCUACCACCUCAUCAGUCGCCAAUCUGUUGACUAUAGGAUUGGUGGCUUUGGUAGAUUCGAUUUGGUUAGGUCAGAUACCAGAUUUUCAAACGUUAUUAGGAGUCGGAAUGAUCUGUAUAGGCUUCGGAGUGAUUCUGUGGGAAGGAGAGGGGUAA
Molecule: messenger RNA, 1335 nt
Organism: Kwoniella shivajii
Lineage: Eukaryota; Fungi; Basidiomycota; Tremellomycetes; Tremellales; Cryptococcaceae
Exons: 3
Coding region: 1-1335 (444 amino acids)
Source: RefSeq, a predicted model, not a curated record